Molecule: messenger RNA, 1638 nt
Organism: Nasonia vitripennis (jewel wasp)
Lineage: Eukaryota; Metazoa; Arthropoda; Insecta; Hymenoptera; Pteromalidae
Exons: 5
Coding region: 481-1560 (359 amino acids)
Source: RefSeq, a predicted model, not a curated record
ACUAGCUCUUUCGAGUGAUUUCGGUCCAACAUGAAUAUCUGAGUGUUAAUUUUAUUCCCCUUUUCGGGGGUGCAAUCAACCUUCGAAAAUCGAAAUUUCAAAUUCCAGGAUCGCCAACGUGAAGACGGUGCGAUAAGUUGGCAGCCAUUAAUAGAGACGUGAUCAUAACCUUUUACCGAAAGGACCAAAAGGAAGAAAAAAAAAACACAAAUACGACACGCCAGACUUCUAAACCAUAUGAGUAUCCUUAGAUUGUAUGAGUGAGUACACGGUAAUGUACGGGAACGUCGCAGUUGAACACCGUUAUCGCGAUAGUCUACUACCUUUGCACUAUAAGUGGACAAGAAAUGAACGUUAACAUUAUUUUAGAAAAAUAAUAUAUAUCCGACCAGUGCGUAAAAAGACUGUGUGCCUAUAAAUUUUACUUGUUGAUUUUGUGUAAACACUUUAUGUUGGAAUUUCAGGACAAUCGUUGCAAAGAUGGACGUAGAGAAAAAAAGAGCUGAUAAAAGACGACUACAGGAAUUAGAAAAGUUUGCCCAGGAAUGUUGCGAAUCGCAAGAAAAACGAGAAAAACAUGAUUUUGUAUCACCAGAGCAAGAUCGUACGCCCAGUAGCGAUGACAUGAAAAUUGAACACUAUGUGGUUGCUAGCGAUUAUAAUGCUUUCGAUGAUUUAAGUGAAAGCGAAGAAGAGGUAGUCCCAGAUCAACCAGGAAUGGAAGAAAUUAAGGCAAUUAAAGCUUGGGUAAUCAACAACAAUAUUCCGUAUCAGAGUGUAGACAAACUGCUGUUCAUUCUGAAGAAAAGAUUAUUGCCACAAAUUCCAGAGAAUACACAAAUGUUAUUAAAAUGGGAUUGUGAUAAUUUUGACAACGUAGAUAAUGCGGAAGUGAGUGAUAGGCCAAUGGGCAUACGAAAAGCUUUGAACAAUCCAAAUAAUGAUGUAAGCAAUAUUGACACCAUUAAAAUGGAAACUAUCGAUUGCAAAACAGAUUUUGAAUUCUUUGUCACAAAAUCGCUUACAGCUAUUGCCAGGGAUGUUGCUGAUAUUAAAGCUAAACAAGAUGCUAUUAAUGCGAGUAUGGGUUUCAUUAAAUUGAGACAGGAUGAGACUGUCUCUUUUCUUCUGGAUAAGAAAGCCACAAAGUUGACUAAUGCUGUUGUCGACUUUGCUAUGAAAUAUCAGUAUUCCUUUCCGAUAACCUCAUUAGAAAGGUUUUUAGAAUUUGAUAAAGAAUUGGAAAAUAACAAAUUUUUAAGAUUUGAUGUGAGUAUUCAACUCUGCGAUCUCCUGGAUCCCGAUCUAGUUAUAACUAAAUCUAUGUUAAGGAUGGUCAGAUACUUUAUUUCAAAAGAAGUAGCUGAAAAGUUCACAGCAGUUAGAAGUGCUCGAAAUCAGAGCGAUGAGAGAACUCAUAGAUUUAUUUCGACUACUCUGUAUGGCAUUAUGUGUGGUGUUGUUAAAUUCAAAAGAAGCAAAAAAGCGUUGGAGGUGAAUGAUAAAUUGUUUUUAAAGGGUAUAAGCGAUGUCUUUUGUAAUGUUAAAAGCUGGACAUAACCAGAUUAUAUCAGUUUUAUAUUUAGAAUUUUUUUACUGUUUGAAGUAUAUUUAAUAAAACAUUGAUAAUUUUUAAAA